AUGUCCGCCCGCCCUGCGACCGGGAGCAGGCGCUCCACUAAGACUGAGUACAUUGAAACAGUAUACCUUACCUUUUGUGUUUGGCGUCACGCUCAAACGUUGUCUGAUACUUCGUAGGAUACUGGCAACAAAAUCUCACGACGAGCCAAUAUCGAAGGCAAACAGAAUAUCAUGCUUGGCGGCAAGUCGGUUAUCAUGCCCGGAGUCCAGCUGCGAGGCGAUCUCCAUCGGCUGCCGGAGCCUACGGCUGAUGGAGAAAAAUCGAAACACCAACAGCCGUACGCCACCGCCAUCUCCGUUGGCAGGUACGUCUUCCAUUUGGUCCGCUGAUGCCAGCUCAAUCUGACUCGAUGUGUGCAGGUACAGUGUCAUUUCCACGGACUGCACGAUUCGGCCGCCCAUGCAAGUCCGUCAUGGCCAAAUGGUCUUCUAUCCCAUGCGAAUUGGCGACAACGUCUUCAUCGGCGCGGGAACGCAUGUCUCCGCGGCAGCGAUAUCAAAUCAUGUUCAUGUUGGAGCGAAUUGCGUACUGGGUCCGUUUAGCAUGCUCAAGGAAAGCAGCAAGGUGCUUCCAAACACCGUCGUGCCUUCUAAUAUGGUCGUGCCGCCUGGCUCUGUUGUCGGCGGGCGGCCUGCUCGCAUUCUUGGCCAAGUUGCUGACGGAUGGGGCCAAGGUGGAGGUGACGAUGGGGAGGACGUAGUUGAGGGCGGCGAUUUGAGGAAGCUGGUCAAGAGCAUCAAGUGA
Molecule: messenger RNA, 745 nt
Organism: Lecanosticta acicola
Lineage: Eukaryota; Fungi; Ascomycota; Dothideomycetes; Mycosphaerellales; Mycosphaerellaceae
Source: the annotation of a GenBank genome assembly